AUGACGUCGACCAAUGAAGCGGCCACCGUGGUGCCUUCGCGACUAGAGAAGCCACUACGUCUUCAUAUUCCUUUCGAAAGCACCAAUGCGCAACGUGUGCGUGCAAUUUGCUCGUCGAAUGUCGCACCAGGCGCCACGAAAGACGCGAUUAAAGAUGACGGAUCUUCGGACAUGCGAAGCCAAACGUGUGUUGAAUUUCUUCAUAUAAUGAAGGAAUUUUCUGAGAGUUCAUGUGAUGCGAAUGAGACUGUCCAACGUGUGGAUUCGCUUGUAAAUCAGGAUGAAGAGCUAUUGCGACUGUUCCCACUAUCGCGUACACAGGAAGAAGAUGAAGUAGCACAACGACUUGAAGAUGAUGAUGAUACUAUUGCUAGAAUAGUAGCUAAUGAAAAUGAAAAGGAGAUGGACAUGCAGGACGAUUUGCAGCGUUGGAUGGAUCUUGAUCUUGAUGAUAUUGAUCAACACAUGGACGUGUUUGACUUUCAACAUCCGGAAUUACUUGCACUUAAUGAGAUCACGACGAAUGCAAAGAUCAGUAACAUGACGACAGUAACGCCAAUGAUUCCACCUACUGCGUCGCCGUUCAUGAAACGUGGUACUAAUGGAUUUUUACAGCAGAAGACGACUGAUGCAGCAAAAACUAUGACGGAAGGUGUACGAGGACAGGACAUGACAAUCGUAUCACACAAGCUACUUACUGUUGCUGUGACCAACUCACCACUUAGUAACACGUCUGUCACUGCUGCACUAUUUGAAGAUGACGACGACGACUUGGACCUCGUGCUGGGCAGUACCGCGCUAUCUUCUGGCCCGCCCGUCAAGCGUGCGAAGCUAUCACGACUAACCAGCACACAAGGUUUGCCGGUAUCAGUUUUGCCGGAUGUGGGAAACAAAGCUGUAACAGACGACGAGAGCAAAAAGGAUGAAGAUGAAGAAGGUUAUGUGUGGGGUAUGGAGAACGACAAGUACGAGCGUGAUCUGCUCUCGUCGAUAGAUCACGCUGUGCUGUGCGACCGUGAGAACCGGUUUUUGCAGUGGGAUUUGGAGGCUGCACAGCGCCGUGAGCAACAAGAGCAGCUGAUGUUGCAGGCUAAUGGUGUGACUCGGAAAGCAUCGACUUCUGCGGGCAUGGAUGCGCGAGCUGCCAUUGGAAUAAAUAUGUCUUCGAAAUCGACCAUUAAUGAGCUCACGAUGAUUCAAACCCAGCGUUCGCUUCACCAAACUAACGGUAACGUUAUGGCUUCGAGCCCUAUUAGUAGCAAGAGCCCAUCGAAUGUAGAUGUUGUCGAAGAUUGGAAUAGCUUGGAUUUUGGUACAUUCCAGAACCGCACUGUAAGCCAUAUUCUGAGCUCCUGUCUACACAAGAGGAAGCUGCACCACCCUUACAAGAAUCAGGUGCAGCUUGUGAAUUUUAAUGUCCCAAGCAACGGCGAGGAUAAUUUGGCACAUGGAUUGGGGUCACGAGCGCACCAGCUUGGUGGGUCUUUAGCGACAAGUCUUGCCUUUGGCGGUCAGCAACACGGUUUUGAUGGCACAGACGGGUCAGCUAUAUGUGGGUUUGUGCCUCUGCUUGCUACCGGUCACGAAAACGGACUUGGUAGCGGCAAAUCCUCUGGCAAGGGGGAGAAGAAGACGCCGAAAAAGCGCGAAGAACGCAAGCGGCUUAUGACACUUAAGAUGCAGGAAACGUUUGCUGAUCUAGAAGGGACGUUUUCGGAGCAAGACCUUGAUGUUAAAGGGAUUGUGGGGCCUGGCGCAUCACUUUCCAAGAUGGCUUUGUCUAAGCUUGAGAAUCUGCCGCUGCCGGACCUGACGAAUCUUCCUCAAGACCUGCGCGACCUAAAGCACAAAAUUGAAGCCACUGAGCACAAGGUGGAAGGCACGAAACAUCGUCACCGUAAGGGCGGUCCGUGCCCACGCUGCCAGGUGCAAAAUCAAUUGCGUGCGGCUAAGCGUGCAUAUCACAAGCGUGCCGUGGCGCACAAGAAGCUGCCGCAUGUGGUGGUAAAUGCAGUCAAUGACGAGGCUCAAGAAGCUGCUAAUGCACAUGCUGCUGCUGCUGCUACGCUGGAACUUGCCGGUAGCGUCACUGCAGCAAUGAAGGCCGCCGCGAGUGCAGGGGCAAGGAAAGGAAUUAAUGGGUCUUUAGCUGCUUGCGGCAAUGGAACUAGUGCUAAGGCUAGGUCUGCGUUCAGUGACGUGGCGAGUUUGUCGACUGGAGUAUUGAAACAAAUGCAACGACCUGCGGCAGUUUCUGUCUCGUCACCUUCUGGCUCGUUGUGCUCGACGUCUUCGGUGGCAACGACCGGUACGGUGGGCUCUACCAGCGGAUUUUCAUCGUCAUCUACAUGCGGUGGUGUCUCGCCACCGCCAUCUUUGUCGUUUCAAGCGCGUGUUCGAAGUCCGUAUGCAAAAGCAUCAUCAUCAGCAAUGCCAUUUUCGUCGCCGUCGUCGGUGUCACCAACUUCAGCGUCGAACCCGUCAUCUCCCGAGCAGACGCCACCUCAGCUGCAACAUGUUACUGUGUCGUCUGGCUAG
Peronospora farinosa is the source of this 2538-nucleotide messenger RNA. Lineage: Eukaryota; Oomycota; Peronosporomycetes; Peronosporales; Peronosporaceae. The record is from the annotation of a GenBank genome assembly.